Molecule: messenger RNA, 1221 nt
Organism: Aphanomyces astaci
Lineage: Eukaryota; Oomycota; Saprolegniomycetes; Saprolegniales; Verrucalvaceae
Exons: 1
Coding region: 19-1143 (374 amino acids)
Source: RefSeq, a predicted model, not a curated record
CAAAAACGCCCCUGACAUAUGAACAUCGCCGUCGGGGCGGUCUCGUCGUCGCUUAUCGGGUUCCCGCCGCCGCCACCCGCUGCGAAGCGACCUCUCGAGGACGCCGAGUCAUCGAAGCAACCUGCUGCUAAGAAGCGCCGCAGUCUGUCCAAGGCAGGACUCACGGAGGAGCACCAACUGGAACUGUUUUUGGGGAAGAUCAAGCGCCAAAUUCACGAAAAGUUUGGCGUCGAGCAUGUGCAGAUGAGCCACGAAAGCCGCAACGUGACCAUCUCAUGCUGGCAAUGUGGGAAGCAGAUCAAAAUCGCGACGGGCCAUGUGCACUUGCGAAGCAUGAACUCGCACUUGGAGCGAUGCAAAGGCAGUGCCGCGAUGAUGCCCAAGCCAGGCGAGGUAGACGACCAGACGAAGAAGGGGGCGCGGCGGUCGAGCAAGAAGGCAUUGUCCGAAGAAAACCUGGGCAUCAUGUUCUUGGAGAACGCCCGUCGACAGCUCAAGGAGAAGUUCAACGUCGACAACGUCACGAUGGUGCACAAAGGCCGCAACGUGUGCAUCUCGUGCUGGCAGUGCGGGAAGGCUGUGAAGAUCGCGGGCGGGCGGCUCAACCUGUCCAACUUGAAGGCCCAUCUCGACCGGUGCAAGCCGUCCAAGAAGCCGAAGCGCGUGCUCCCCGCGCAGCCGGCGGCCGUCAACACGUUUUUGUGCGCGGGGCUAGCGUCCGAGGAGAUCCGCAACUACUGCUCGAACGCGAUGCGCAUGUUUGGCGGAUGCCAGCGCCGCGAGGAGAUCUUGAAGUCACUGUUCAACAUCCGAUCGUUUAAGAACCUUACGGAAGAGCAGCUCGAGGUGUUCCAGCGGCACGAGUUCGCCACGCGCAAGUGGAACAUCGUCGGUACCACCGUGUUCAGCGUCGACUGCACCAAAGUGUCGGCCAUCGGCAAAACCUGCCACGAGUGCCUGUCGCUGUACCGCAACAAGAACUUUGUCAACACGCUGUGCAAGUACCGCUCCCGCGCCCAAAAGCUAGCGGACGGCGUGAUCAACGAAAACUACGUCAAGUACAUCCCGCGCAUGUAUGUGCAGCACCCUGGCGCCAAGCUCGCCCAGUCGUUUGAGAACCAGCGGUUCAAAACAGUGAUUUAAUGUCGUGCAUCUCUCGUGAAAAGGAUUUCUAUUCUAUAAACUAGGUAAACAUACAUAUACAACAUGCGAACCACCGAG